UUCUAUGGCGACUCUGAUGCGGUGCAGCCGAAGUAGGCAAAGAAGUAGUGGAGUCGUCCGGAGUCGCCCCUCCACCGCGCAUGUGCUUUUGGUGUAGGCCGGCCGCACUCUUUGAGUCUGCUCAUCUGUUGCGUGUUCCCUCUCCGCAACCCUUUGGAGGCAGUUUGGAAGAUCCCACGCGUUGAGCCGGAGUGCCCUCAGGCCGCAUGGAGGCCGUUCAGUCGGCCCUUCGAGUGAACAAAGAUGGAACAGAAGAUAUUUUGCAACACGAUAACUUCUCCCAUGGAGAAACUCAAAUGCACGUUGAAUCAGAGUCUGCUCUUGGUUAUGAAGGUGACGGAGAAAGAGAGACAAAAGAUUAUGAAGAAGAAAGUAAUGAACAGGAGUAUAUAUUUGGAGAAGAUGAUGUGAACAACAAUCAGAUCGAAUAUAAAACUGGUGUUCAAGAGUGGCCAGAUGGUUCCAGCUAUAAAGGAGAAUUUGCGUUUGAUCUAAAACUUGGGUAUGGAGAAUUUGAUUGGGACAAUGGAGAGAGAUAUGUAGGGCAGUUUUAUAAAGAUCAUCGUCAUGGCAAAGGGGUUUACUUUUGGCCUGAUGGCUCAAAAUUUUCAGGGUCAUUUUACCUUAGUCGUAAAGAAGGCUAUGGGAUAAUGGAAUUUAAUGAUGGGAAAAGAUUUCAGGGUCUUUAUAAGACUGAUGAACGCUUUGGACCAGGGAUUGAAACCUACCCAGAUUAUAUUCAAGAUGUUGGUUUGUGGCAUCGAAGUCACCUAAUUAAACUGUGCACAGAAAUACCUAGUUAUUUUACUCUUUCAGCUUUUCCAGAACUCAGCAUUUAUUUUGAUGCUGAGUCUAGUACGGAGUAUAUUUCAGAUGACAGAGGUAAAAUGUGGGAUCUGACUGAGGAAAAGGACCCAUUUUUCUACAACUUUAAGCGUCUUCUUUUAAAUGACGACAGCUACACUUUGCCUGAAGACAUGUACAUAUACUCAAUUGAUGCAGAACACCUUCCACUUACUCACACCUUCCUGGACGAGUUUGAUUUUCAGUAUUUUAAGAAAAGAAAAUGGUUGGCUUAUGAAGAACGUUGGCCUAUCACCAAUAUAACUCCUUUUCUUAUCAAGAUGCAGAAACACAUCUAUAAAUAUAGGCAUUGUCAAAAGGACGUAGACUGGGAUGUUAAUCUUGUUCUGGAAGGUCAACGGAGUGGUUUUGGACAGAAAGGUCCUAAAGAAUGUGCUUCUGAGGAAUUGAUUGAGAAAUCAGAAGAAGGAGACUACGAUAGAGUUUAUGAGAUUCUUAGGGACAGCCUGGCCCAUCCAGACAUAGCAGAUGUACAUGGAUAUACUGCCCUUGCUGCGGCUGCUAUGAAUUUCCACAAUGACAUCAUCAACCUCCUUCUUGAUAAUGGAGCUGAUGUGAAUAAAUGCAGUGAUGAAGGGUUAUCAGCAUUGUCUAUGUGCAUUAUCCAUUAUUUCCCAGUUCAGUCAUUUAAAGCCAAUAUUGCGGAAAGGAGCCCCAUUCAGAAAGAGUCAGAAGGCACUCCAGAAGAGAUUUCUUCAAGAUCUCCAUCCAUAUCCCAGAAAUCGGAGGCAUUUCUGCUAUCUCCAGAUAGUCCUGAAAUCAGGUUAUCCUCUCCUACUGCCCCUACAUCGCCUGCAGUACCUUCUGAGAAGGCAGAAUGUGGCAAGGAAAUGGAGGCAAGGUCAUCGGAGGAAACAGAGUGUAGUCUUGGUGAAAAGGGUUCUGGGACAAUCUGUGGCGUUUACAACUAUAAGAUUAAGUUUUCUGUGGAAAUCAUGAAGCGUGGUGCAGAUGUGCUUAGUCACCAUAUGCUAAAAGUACCUGACUUCCGCAACAGUAAGGAGAUUAUUCAGCAUGACGGCAUUCUGAGACGAUUGGCAGAAUCAAUAACAGAACAGAAAAAGAGAAUGGCUACAAUCAAAUUGCUCCUGAAAAGAGGUGCAGAUCCCAAUAUGUGCAUCAUCCCUAUGUAUGUCCUUUUCUUUGCUGUUAAAGCUGCAGAUGCAAAAAUAGUGAAAUUACUUCUAGAAGCUGGAGCAAGAACUGAUAUACGGCUGCCAACUAAGCUUGGAGGUGUAACUCCUCUUCAUAUCGCUGUUGCCCUUCCUAUUGAUGAAGGGGUUGAAAUAACAGAACUACUGCUUCAUUCGGCUACAGACCCAGACGUAAAGGCAGAAGAUGAAAAUGAUGUGUUCAAGCUAGACAUACCUCCUGAGAAUGAGGUUGCAGAAGCACCAUCUAUGAUCAAAAUGUUCAAUGAAACUGGCCCACCUAAAAUGUAUUACAGAGAAUGCACCAUUAAACCUGAGGAAGGUGGGAGAACUCCUCUUCAUAUUGCUUGUGAAAGGACAGAUAAUUUUAGGAAUGCAGCUCAAAUUGUUCGCCUUCUUUUAGAACACAGUGCAAACCCAAAUGUCCUGUGGAGUGGCCAUUCCCCUCUUUCACUGGCUAUUGCUACUGGAAAUGAUCAGGCAGCGGUUGAACUUCUAGCUGGUGGAGCUGAUCCAAAUCUCCGGUUAAGCCAGGCUAUUGGAAGUGCCUUGUGUGCUGUUACUAAUCCUGCAUAUGAACAAAAUCGAUCAUUUCUAAACAAAAUUACUUUGAUUAAUACUCUACUAGCAGCCGGUGCAGAUAUGUUAAUGCCGAUUACUAUUGGGGACGAGACAAGAAAUGCAGUGGGAACAGUAGUGGACUAUACACAUAAUAAAUACUACCAGGAUAAAAGAAUGCUACAUACUCCCUACCAUGCUCUUUCCCCAAUAGAGCGGGAAAAUUAUAGCUCUCGUCGAAAAUUGCUUGAGUUUCUGAGUGAUAAGCUUCGGGAGGCUGUCAUCGCAAAAGAAAAGCAAUGGGACAAAGAGGAACUUCGUAAAAUCAAGUUUGCAACGAAAAGGAAAUCUACAGUGGGAGGAGGACUCUUGUCAGAAAUAGAUGCAUCAAAGCUGCCCUUCUUUAAAUAUUGCUACCACUGUGGGCGAUCAGUUGGUGUGAAUCUCGUACCUUGCGCACGCUGUUUUGAAACCUACAGCUGCAGCAAGUCCUGUAAAUUGAAGUCUUGGAAUGAACGUCAUAAACGAGAAUGUCUACAGGCAGAUGAUGGAUCGCCAGUUGAGUCUGAUGACGAAUUCCAAUCACAGGUGUUAUCGCGGCUGCGUAAGCAAAAAGGCAGAGGAACUUCCCCAUCGAAAAAGGGAAAAGAAAGCAAGGAGGCAGCACUCGGCAGACAUAAAAAAACGUUGGAUGAGAGAAAGCUACAAGAAGAGAAGUUCAAAGGAGACGGGUCCCGACGAAAGCUUGAGAAGAGUAGCAGUGUGGCAGAUCUCCCUUAUACCGGAAAUUAUAGUUACAUUUAAAUGCCGUUGCUUUGUCCUGAUGUAAUUAGGUUUGGGAAAUGCUAUAUAAGGAAGGUAGGAAAAGAUACCAAGAAGGUAAAACUGGAGCAGUCUUAUUGUAUAUGCUGAAAACCACUUACUGUGGUUAUAAAGCAAUGCCCAGUAAUCCCAUUCAUGGAUUAAGUACUGAAAUGUCCAGCUUUCCAAAGUCAAUUCGAUACAGUUAUGAAACAAAUCCUUUUCACAUUGUAAAAAAGAAGAAGAAAUGUAUCAACAGUUCACCUGACAUUGGUUAGGGAUUCUGUGGUGUCUUCUAAAGCAGGAGUAUAGGAUUGGAAAGGUCUCCUGUAUUUUUCAACCACUGUGCUAUCUCCCUAGUUAUUCAACCUUUUGGCAUGAUAUUAUAUAUAAAUAGGGUCAUCUGUUCUUGGUUGUUGUGAUAGUCACUAUAACAGACUUUGCCUGACAACUGGAGAUACAUUUCCCUGGAAAUACAAGGUGGUUGUCUUUUUUCUCUUUGUGUUCCAAGUUGCGCAGUCAAGAAUACCUAUGUAGUGGUUCUCAACCUAUGGAUCCCCAGGUGUUUUGGCCUACAACUCUCAGAAAUCCCAGCCAGUUUACCAACUGUUAGGAUUUAUGGGAGUUGAAGGCCAAAACAUUUGGGGACCCAUAGGUUGAGAACCACUGACCUAUAGAGAUGUAACUAUUUUUGAUUGAAAGUACAUUUGAACAGAAAGUGGGUGGGAGAGAAUUUUUUGUAGAUUCUGUAGGGAUAUAAACAGAUCUGAUCCAGUAAGGUCCUAGGCACGUUCCGUUCCCAGUCCUUAAUCCUGUGAAUUUUAUUGACUUCAGGAUCGAAACCCUGCAAUAUGAAAUACCAGGUUUGAAAGCUCUGUGCUUUAAAUUCUCUACCAGUAUGAGAGACAUUACAGAAGUUCAUUUGAAAAAAAUUGAUAAGUGUUAUUGUGUUGUCAAAGGCCUUCAUGGCUGGAAUCACUGGGGUGUCGUGUGGUUUCUGGGUUGUAUGACUGUGUUCUAGUAGCAUUUUUUUCUGAUAUUUCACCUAUAUCUGUGGCUGGCAUCUUCAGAGGAUCCUCUGAAGUUGCCAGCCACAGAUGCAGGUGAAAUGUCAGGAAGAAAUGCUUCUAGAACAUGGCCAUACAGCCCGGAAACCACACAACACCCCAGUGGUAUUAUUGGUUGAAGCCAUUAUUUUUAAGAGUGGGCUCAGCAUGUAUGCUGCCUCAGCAAAUGUGGAUUGAUGACCUGUGCAGUUACUGGUCCCACUGAUCAAUGCGUGGGGUCAGCAUGCUUCUUUAUGUUUGCAACUGAGUGUUAAACAAAGUGAGCCUAGAAUUUCUGGACCACAAACUAACAGAGUUGUCACGCCGGAGCCUGCUGAUUGUGGUCCCAAAAUGGGCAAGCAUGUUGUUUUGUGUCUUAUAAUGCAAUACAUGUUAAAUGUUGCAAAAUAAAAAUGCAUUUAUGAAA
Molecule: messenger RNA, 4847 nt
Organism: Anolis carolinensis (green anole)
Lineage: Eukaryota; Metazoa; Chordata; Lepidosauria; Squamata; Anolidae
Gene: ankmy1
Product: ankyrin repeat and MYND domain containing 1
Exons: 18
Coding region: 207-3377 (1056 amino acids)
Molecular function (GO): protein binding
Source: RefSeq, a predicted model, not a curated record